AUGGGAAAAGGUCAUGGCGACUGGGUGUGCCCUGUUCUAACGUGCUCAAAUCUCAAUUUUUCAAAACGCGAUUCUUGCAAUCGCUGUGGAUUCAAUCGUUCGCAAGGUGGCGGCGCGGAUGCACCCCUUUUUAGACAUCGCAAGUACAACGACUGGCUUUGCGAACAUUGUGGUAACGCAAACUGGUCCCGUAGAAGACAGUGUAACAUUUGCAGGCAAGACAGGCCGGGUUGUAACAGCGACGGCCCGGUGCAGUGUGCCACAUAA
Molecule: messenger RNA, 267 nt
Organism: Babesia bigemina
Lineage: Eukaryota; Apicomplexa; Aconoidasida; Piroplasmida; Babesiidae
Product: Zn finger domain containing protein, putative
Exons: 5
Coding region: 1-267 (88 amino acids)
Source: RefSeq, a predicted model, not a curated record